Molecule: messenger RNA, 408 nt
Organism: Perkinsus marinus ATCC 50983
Lineage: Eukaryota; Perkinsozoa; Perkinsida; Perkinsidae
Product: phosphatidyltransferase, putative
Exons: 4
Coding region: 1-408 (135 amino acids)
Biological process (GO): phospholipid biosynthetic process
Cellular component (GO): membrane
Molecular function (GO): phosphotransferase activity, for other substituted phosphate groups
Source: RefSeq, a predicted model, not a curated record
AUGGUUCUCGCAUACCAACUCUUCGACAACUUAGACGGGAAACAGGCCCGUCGCCUUGGCCUCUCCAGUGCGCUCGGGCUCGUAGUAGACCAUGGUUGUGAUGGUAUCAACAUCGUCAUGAGCACCUUCUCAGCUGCUGCUCUAUUCCAAUUCGGAGCAGGCUUAAGAACUCUGACUGUACUCUUCAUGGCUUCAACUCAGUUCUUCUUCGCAGCUUGGGAUGAAUACUAUCGGGGUGAAUUCAUCCUCCCCUACAUCAACGGUCCGAACGAAGGAGUCCUUAUUCUCGCCAGUAUAUACCUCAUGAGCUCUCAACUGGACGAUCAUACCACUUUCUGGCACGUACAGGAGACAUUACCUUUCAUUGGAGGCCGCUUUGAACGACGUGACGUGGCAUUAGCGCUGUAA